CGAAUUACUCCAUCACGGACUGGACCCAAAAAGAACUACCUCUCUUCUGAUUGGACUGUCCACGCCGUCAGCCCAUGUGGCGUGGCCUCGCUGUGUGUGAGACAUUUAAAUUCUCCGGUGGAAAAAAAAGCACUGAAUCACUGAAGCGCAGGGAGCCGAGCUCAGGACAGUUGACGGCAGACAGAGGAAGCACGUUUCUCGCUCAUUUUCUAUCCUCCCUACUCCCUCCCUCCCUAGGGGUGAAGUUAAGAAAAAACAUCAUCGCGGUGCUUGUGUCGCAGUUCGACUUAACGGAAAUAACGUGACAGUACAUGUCUGAUCCGCGUGGACGCUUCAGCUCAUCGUGACUUAGCACCGACAUCACAGACACCGGUAAAACACAAGUUUUUCAACAUGGAUGAAAUAGUUGUCUCCGGCAUAUCAGGCCGUCUGCCUGAGUCCAACAAUCUGGAGGAAUUUUGGGAAAACCUUAUAAAUGGCGUAGACAUGGUGACAGAAGAUGACCGGCGUUGGACGCCAGGUUUGUACGGUCUUCCAAAGAGGAACGGUAAGCUGAAAGACAUCAGUCAUUUUGAUGCAGCCUUCUUCGGAGUUCACCCAAAACAGGCCAACACGAUGGACCCACAGCUCCGCCUACUGCUGGAAAUUGCCUAUGAAGCUAUUGUAGAUGGAGGACUGAACCCAGCCUCACUGCGUGGCAGUAAGACGGGUGUUUAUAUUGGGGUGAGCGGCUCUGAAGCCUCUGAAGCGUUCAGUCGUGAUCCAGAAGAGCUGCUGGGCUACAGCAUGACGGGCUGCCAGCGGGCCAUGUUGGCCAACAGGUUAUCCUACUUCUUUGACUUCAGUGGUCCCAGCACUGCCAUUGACACUGCCUGCUCCUCCAGUUUACUGGCUUUAGAAAACGCCUUCCACGCCAUACGCCAGGGCCAGUGUGAUGCUGCCCUUGUGGGGGGGGUUAAUUUGCUGCUCAAGCCAAACACCUCUGUACAGUUCAUGAAACUGGGCAUGCUCAGUCCUGAUGGAACCUGCAAAUCUUUUGAUUCAUCAGGUAAUGGAUAUUGUCGAUCUGAAGCAGCAGUGGUCGUGUUGCUGACAAAACGAUCAGUAGCCAGAAGGGUCUACGCCACAGUGGUGAAUGCUGGCAACAACACAGACGGCUACAAAGAGCAGGGUGUGACGUUUCCUUCAGGUGAGAUGCAGCAGCGGCUGGUACGUUCUCUUUACCAGGAGGCAAACAUCUCUCCUGAGCAAGUGGAGUAUGUUGAAGCUCACGGUACUGGAACCAAGGUUGGAGACCCUCAGGAGGUCAAUGGCAUUGUUAGCGUCUUCUGUGAAACAAAGCGGGAGCCCCUGCUCAUUGGCUCCACCAAAUCCAACAUGGGCCACCCUGAACCAGCAUCUGGUCUGGCCGCCCUCGCAAAGGUGAUACUUUCUCUAGAGCGAGGAGUCUGGGCCCCCAACUUACACUUCAACAAUCCCAACACCGACAUCCCUGCACUCACAGAUGGCAGAGUUCAAGUUGUCGACCAGCCGACACCUGUUCGUGGAGGCAUUGUAGGAAUCAACUCUUUCGGAUUUGGCGGCUCAAAUGUUCAUAUAAUUCUUCGUCCAGCUGAGAAAGCAGCGGAUGCAGUGUCCACAGUGAGGACCGUUCCCAGGCUGCUGAAUGCCUGCGGUCGUACAGAGGAGGCGGUGAAGACACUGCUGCUACAGGGGAAGAAACAGGAAUCUGACGACAACUUCCUGUCUCUGCUCAACGAAAUCUCAGGAGCACCCACUGCUGGCAUGCCCUACAGAGGGUUCACCCUGGUGGGCUCCCAGAGUGACGUCACAGAAGUGCAGCAGGUGCAGGGGUCGACCAGGCCGCUCUGGUACGUCUGUACAGGCAUGGGAGCACAGUGGGCAGGAAUGGGACACACUCUAAUGCAGUUGGACGUCUUCAGGGAGUCCAUCCUGAGGUCAGACGCUGCCUUGAAGGACACCGGCCUGGUGGUCUCCAAACUUCUCAUGGAGGCCGACGAUGUCACAUUUGAAGAAACUGUUCAUGCCUUUGUGGGCAUCGCUGCUAUCCAGAUCGCUCUGAUCGACCUUCUGAAUACGCUGGGUCUGCAGCCCGACGGCAUCAUUGGACACUCGGUGGGUGAACUGGCCUGCAGCUAUGCUGACAGCUCCCUCAGCCACCGUGAAGCCAUCUUGGCUGCCUACUGGAGAGGCCGGUGCAUUAAGGAGGCCCAUCUGCCCCCAGGGGGCAUGGCUGCAGUUGGUUUGACCUGGGAGGAGUGUUUGACCAAGUGUCCUCAAGGGGUUGUGCCUGCGUGCCACAACGCUGAGAGCACCGUCACUGUCUCUGGUCCUCAGGAAGCAGUCGCUAACUUUGUGUCACAGCUGAAAGAGGAGGGAGUUUUUGCCAGAGAGGUGCGGACCUCAGGUGUGGCCUUCCAUUCUUACUACAUGGCUUCCAUCGCUCCGAGCCUGCUGGCUGCACUCAAGGAGGUCAUCACAGAGCCACAGCCACGUACCUCCCGUUGGAUCAGCACCAGCAUCCCCGAGACUCAGUGGGACUCCCCGUUGGCUCAGUACAGCUCAGCUGAGUAUCAUGUAAACAACCUGGUGAGCCCUGUGCUCUUUAAAGAGGGCCUCGGUCAGAUUCCUGAAAACGCCGUGGUGGUGGAGAUAGCACCGAACGCUCUGCUGCAGUCUGUCCUGAAGCGCAGCCUGAAGUCCACUUGUACCAUCCUGCCCUUGAUGAAGAAAGGAAACCCUAACAACCUGGAGUUCUGCCUGUCAAACUUAGGCAAAGUCCACAUGAAUGGCAUCAACAUGGAUGUCAAUGUCCUUGGCCCAGCCGUGAAGUACCCUGUGCCUGUUGGCACCCCAUCGAUCUCACCCUUCUUCUGCUGGGAUCAUGUCCAGACAUGGGAUGUCCCCAAGGUGGAGGACUUCCCCUGUGGCUCAGGAGGAUCCAGUUCUGCCACUGUCUACAACAUUGAUAUAAACCCAGAGUCACCUGACUACUACCUGACUGGGCACUGCAUUGACGGACGCGUCCUCUACCCGGCGACGGGAUACCUGGUCCUGGCGUGGCGAACUUUUGCCAGAAGUAUUGGAGCCGUCAUGGAGAACACCCCUGUGACAUUUGAGGACGUGGCCAUCCACAGAGCCACCAUCCUGCCAAAGACAGGCUCUGUCCAGUUGGAAGUACACCUCAUGCCUGCUACUAGAAGCUUUGAAAUUUCAGAGAAUGGAAACCUGGCUGUCAGUGGGAAGGUGAUGCCUUUAGAGGAUGCAGCCUUGGACUCCUUUCAUAGUCAGAUAAGUCGACAAGUCUCCAAUAGUAACUGCGACCCCAGAAUGAAACUCACAUCAUCAGAUGUUUAUAAGGAGCUGAGGCUGCGAGGCUAUGAAUACAGAAAGACCUUCCAAGGAAUUUUGGAAUCCAAUAAUGCAGGAGACAGUGGGAAGUUAUUGUGGACAGGAAACUGGGUGACCUUCCUGGACACCAUGCUGCAGAUGAUCGUGAUGGGAAUUUCAGGCCGAAGCCUGCGUCUGCCGACUAGAAUCCGCUCAGUGUGCAUCGAUCCGUCUCUUCACACAGAGAAGAUCUGCGAGUUUGUUGAUGAAAAUCAAGCUCUAGAUGUCCAUGUGGACCGUUGUCUCGACACCAUUGUUUCCGGUGGAGUCCAGAUUUCUGGUCUGCAUGCAACCGUUGCACGCCGUCGGGACAAUCAGCAGAACAAGCCCACGCUGGAGGAAUUUGUUUUUGUUCCUUAUGUUGAGACGGAGUGCUUGACAAACAAUGGAAAACUUGCUGAACAGCUCAGACUUUGCAGAGGUUUAAUCCGUAGACUGCAGUUGAAGUUGGCCCAUCACGGCGUCAAGCUCUCCAUACCUGGACUACAGGGGGAGUCGGACGGACCAGUGCCCAGCCACGAGCACACAGAGCCCAGCCUGGUGAGGCUGCUAGCCCUGCUGUGUGGCCUGGAGCUGAAUGGUAACCUGAACUCUGAGCUGCAGCAGUUGGUGGAGAAGGAACAGUCUUGUCUGCUGCAGGACAGUCUGCUGCUGGGGCUGCUGGACAACCAGGCACUCAGACACUGUGUGGACAUCUGUAUGGAAAACAGCACACCAGGCAAAAUCAAAGUCUUGGAGGCGUUCUCCAACAAGGGUCAGGUCUUCUCUCGUGUUGUGCCACUCCUCAACAUCCAGCCCACCUUACAUGUGGAUUACACUGCCACAGAUGCAGACCUGGAUCUUCUGACUCCCCACCAAGCCUCUUUGGAUGAACUGGGGAUCAGUUCUUCUCAGUGGGAUCCCCUCAAUGGCCCAGCUCCUGGAGUAAUAGCAGGAAAAGCAGAUCUAGUGGUGUGUAAUCACGCCUGGGGUCCAAUGACAGAAGACGCUGAAGUACUGGUGAGAAAUCUGUCUUCUGGAGCCAAACAGGGAGGUUUCCUUCUCCUACACACGCUGCUGAAAGGAGAGACUCUAGGUGAGACGUUGUCCUUCAUCUGCAGCUCGACCCUAAAUGGCCAGAAAGGACUGCUCACACAGGUGGAGUGGGAAAAGGUUUUCUCUGACCUCUCCCUGAAGGUGGUGGCAAUCAGGAAGUCCUUUUAUGGCUCCGUCCUCUUCCUCUGUCGCAGCCGGUCUUCAGAAAAACAGCCUACUUUCCUCUCUGUGGACGACAAAGACUACAACUGGGUGGAAACGCUCAAGGGCAUGACCCAGGAGUCUUCAGACUCCCCUGUGUGGUUGACUGCUUCACAGGCCAACUGUGGCAUUGUGGGAAUGGUAAACUGUCUACGGCAGGAGCCUGGUGGACAUGUAUUACGUUGUGCGUUUGUGUCCAAUCUGGACGAGUCAUCCAAAUCACCGAGUCUCCAGCCAAAUCAUAAAGACUUGCGGUUGGUGCUAGAAAAGGAUCUGGUCAUGAAUGUGUUCAGAGACGGACAGUGGGGCGUCUUCAGACACCAGCUUAUUGCAAAUGAUCAAAAUGAAAAGUUGACAGAGCAGGCCUACGUCAACGUGUUGACCCUGGGCGACCUGUCCUCCCUCCGAUGGAUCACCUCCCCGCGCUCUCAGUCCACAGCCAACAAUUCCAAAGAGCUGCAGUGUUCUGUGUACUACAGCUCGCUCAACUUCAGAGACAUAAUGCUCGCAACUGGCAAAUUACCACCAGAUGCUAUUCCAGGUGAUAUGGCUCUCCAGCACUGCUUGCUUGGAAUGGAGUUCUCUGGUCGUGACCCUAGUGGCCGACGUGUGAUGGGGCUGCUACCUGCCAGAGGUCUUGCGACAAGUGUUGACGCCGACAAACACUUCCUCUGGAACAUUCCCUCGAGUUGGACUCUGGAGCAGGCCGCCUCAGUGCCCGUGGUCUACGCCACAGCCUACUACUCACUCGUGGUUCGCGGCCGACUCCGUCAUGGGGAGAGUGUUCUUAUUCACUCAGGCUCAGGGGGCGUCGGCCAGGCCGCCAUCGCAAUAGCACUCAGCAAGAAAUGCAAGGUCUUCACCACAGUCGGCUCGGCAGAAAAGCAAGCCUACCUGCAGGAGAGGUUCCCUCAACUCUCACCUGAGAGUUUUGCGAACUCCAGAGACACUUCUUUUGAACAGCACAUACUGCACCACACACAGGGCAAAGGUGUGAAUGUGGUGCUGAAUUCUCUGGCCGAGGAGAAGUUACAGGCCAGCGUUCGAUGCCUGGCGAGACACGGGAGAUUCCUUGAGAUCGGCAAAUAUGAUUUGUCCAAAAACUCUCCCCUGGGAAUGGCUCUUUUCCUGAAGAACGUAGCGUUCCAUGGGAUCCUGUUGGAUGCUCUCUUUGAAGAGGGGAACCAGGAAUGGGAGGAUGUGUCUCAGCUGCUGAAGGAAGGCAUCGAGGAGGGUGUAGUUCAGCCACUAAAGACCACAGUGUUUGGGAGGGACUGUGUGGAGGAGGCCUUUAGAUACAUGGCUCAAGGCAAACACAUUGGAAAAGUUCUCAUUCAAGUCAGAGAUGAAGAAAAAGGUACAGAAGUCCAAGCUGCUUCUUCCUUGUCGAUUCCAGCCAUCUCCAGCACUUUUUGUGUCUCCUUCCACUCUUACAUCAUCACCGGUGGACUGGGUGGUUUUGGUCUAGAGCUCGCACAGUGGCUGAUUGAGAGGGGGGCCCGUAAAUUAGUCCUGACGUCCAGAUCAGGCAUCAGGAAUGGUUACCAGGCCAAACGUGUACGGGAAUGGACCAGUCAGGAUGUAGAGGUGCUGGUGUCGACCACUGAUGUGGCAACGCUGGCUGGAACAGAGAAACUCAUCACUGAGGCCACUGCACUGGGACCAGUUGGAGGGAUCUUCCACCUUGCUAUGGUCUUAAGGGAUAAGAUGUUUCAGAAUCUGACCCCUCAGGACUUUGGAGAUGUCAACAAACCCAAAUAUGACGGCACUGUUAAUUUAGACAAAGUGACAAGAAAGUUGUGUCCAGACCUCAGGUACUUUGUGGUCUUCUCCUCGGUCAGCUGUGGGCGCGGCAACAUGGGUCAAAGCAACUACGGGUUUGCCAACUCUACAAUGGAACGUGUGUGUGAAAAGCGACACCACGAUGGCUUCCCUGGACUGGCGAUUCAAUGGGGUGCCAUCGGUGAUGUUGGUGUGGUGCUGGAAACUCUGGGUGACAAUGAGACGGUGAUUGGCGGCACACUUCCGCAGCGGAUCGGCUCCUGCAUGAGCGUUCUUGACCGCUUCCUCUGUCAGAAGCAUCCAGUGAUGUCCAGUUUUGUUCUCGCCGAGAGGGUGGUGGUGAAAAGUGAGGCAGGGAACCAGAAGGACCUGGUGGCUGCUGUAGCCCACAUUCUUGGUGUACGUGAUGUGAACAGCCUGAAUCCUGACGCCUCACUGGGUGACCUGGGCCUGGACUCCCUGAUGGGUGUAGAGGUCCGACAGACUCUGGAGCGCGACUACGACAUCGUCAUGGCAAUGAGGGAGAUCCGCCAGCUCACUGUCAACAAGCUGAGAGAGUUGGCCAAUCAGAAACCAGGAGGAGAAUCUGCUCAAGCCAAACCUAAGAAAGACCCAGUUCAAUCCUUGUUGGACUCUGAUCUGACCCAGCUUCUGGUAAAUCCUGAUGGUCCCAAUGUGACACCACUAAACCAGAUUCAGAGCCAAGAGAGACCACUGUUCCUGGUCCAUCCUAUAGAGGGCUCCAUUACCGCCUUUAAGAGCCUCACUUCCAAGCUGACUGUCCCUUGUUAUGGUUUACAGUGUACAAAAGCUGCUCCUCUGGACAGCAUCCAGUCUCUGGCAGCCCACUAUGUGAGCUGUGUGAGGCAGCUCCAGCCAGAAGGGCCGUACCGGGUCGCUGGCUAUUCCUUCGGUGCCUGUGUGGCUUUUGAAAUGUGCUGCCAGCUGCAGACCCUGAACCAGACAGUGGAGUUUCUGCUUCUGUUGGACGGCUCACACUCCUACGUGGCAGCAUACACACAGAGCUACAGAGCUAAACUGACUCCUGGGAAAGAUUCUGAAGCAGAAACUGAGGCUCUGUGUGCCUUUGUCCAGCAGUUCACUGGCAUGGAGUACAGCAAGCUUCUGGAGACUCUUCUGCCUCAGUCUGACCUGGAGUCUCGUGUCAAGGUGGCGGUGGACUUGAUCAAGUCCACUCACAAGAACAUCGACCAGGAAAUGCUGCACUUUGCAGCCACAUCCUUCUACUACAAACUGAAGGCAGCUGAUGUGUAUGUGCCUUCGACAAAGUACCAGGGAAACAUAACACUACUGAGAGCAAAGCUCAACAGUGAAUACGAGCAGAACCUGGGAGCUGACUACAAACUUAGUGAGGUCUGUGACGGCAGAGUAUCGGUCCACGUCAUUGACGGAGAUCAUCGCUCCUUCCUGGAAGGUGACGGCUUGAACUCCAUCAGCAGGAUUAUCCACAGCUCGUUGGUCGGACCUUCGACCAGAGAGGUGUAGUUGAAGAUUGACUCUGCUUCAGUUUAAAAAAAAAAACAAAACAAAAACAAAAAAACAUGACAUUCCUGUAAAAGACUGUUCUGUUUACACCUCACAGAUUUCACUUGUAGAAUAAUGCUAAUAAAACAAAGCUGCUGACACUGCAUGCUAACACCGUGUGCUGUAGUGUUCCUGAUGCACCUUAUUCACAUGGGUGAUGGUGAGGUUAGGAACUCCAGAACUGUUUGUCUAUUUUAGUGCAGCUUUAAAGCAAACAACACUCACACGUUAAUCUAGAUGUCAGAGAGAAUUCAGCUUGCUGCCAAGUCCCACUUAGAUUAGUGUCUGGUUGUAAGAUUAAAAAAAGACUUAAAAUACAUUUUGUAGACAAUAAAUCUGAUGUUUACUGAAAACGUGUUGCUGGUAUGCUGUAUAGAGACAAGCUAAUGUAAAGAACAGGUUUAGUACAUGAAUGUCUCUCUAAAAUAUGGAUCCUAUCUCAUGAAGGCACCAUGCUGCAUGUGGGCUGAAUUGUUCUGAACAGCAUCACUGGGGUCAACUCUGUCUCAGGAUCUUGGUUGAAAAAGGUGUUUCCUUCUAGGACCGAACUGUCACUGACUCCUACAAUCUGAGCGGCUUUUCUUUAACAAGUGAGCAGCAGUCAUGUCUCAUACAUCAAUGGUCAGCCUGACGUCUGAGGCUUGAGACUUUAGUCUAUGAAGGAUCAGGGCACUGAAGGCUAAUGUGGACGACUGUCUGGUGAAAAGGAGAAGGAAGUGACAGUAAAUGGUAUAAUCUAUCUGUGUUGUGUUGAAAUAUUAACAAUAUGUAUUUUUUACAUCUAAUAAAUGUAUCUCACUGAA
Cynoglossus semilaevis (tongue sole) is the source of this 8777-nucleotide messenger RNA. It is a transcript of the gene fasn, whose product is annotated as fatty acid synthase. Gene Ontology annotation, biological process: fatty acid biosynthetic process. The record is from RefSeq and is a predicted model, not a curated record. Gene Ontology annotation, cellular component: cytoplasm. The coding region runs from base 394 to 7935 and encodes 2513 amino acids. The transcript has 42 exons. Gene Ontology annotation, molecular function: fatty acid synthase activity; 3-oxoacyl-[acyl-carrier-protein] synthase activity; oxidoreductase activity. NCBI's taxonomy places the organism in Eukaryota, Metazoa, Chordata, Actinopteri, Pleuronectiformes, Cynoglossidae.